Molecule: messenger RNA, 1839 nt
Organism: Aspergillus chevalieri
Lineage: Eukaryota; Fungi; Ascomycota; Eurotiomycetes; Eurotiales; Aspergillaceae
Product: T6SS phospholipase effector Tle1-like catalytic domain-containing protein
Exons: 2
Coding region: 1-1839 (612 amino acids)
Source: RefSeq, a predicted model, not a curated record
AUGGAGACUGCACCGUUGGGACCUGCUCCGAUCCCGAAGCAGUUUGUGCUCUGCUUUGAUGGGACGGGGAACAAGUUUGCUGGUGAUGAGUCGGACAGUAAUGUCCUCAAGAUUUUCCGGAUGCUUGACCGCAGCAAGAGUCACCAAUUUCACUACUACCAACCGGGUAUUGGAACUUAUGUCACCUCCAAGUCGUUCUCCCACACCGGGAGAUUCCAGCGCAUCAAGUCUGCCUACCUGAAAGCCAAGGACUCCGCCGUAGGGUCCUCGUUCGCAGAGCAUGUCAUGGGCGGAUACAAGUUCCUCAUGCGUUACUACUCACCUGGCGACGAGAUCUACUUUAUUGGCUUCAGUCGCGGUUCUUACAUUGCCCGUUUCCUCUCUGAAAUGCUGGACUGCAUCGGCCUGCUCGAAGCCGGAAACGAAGAGCUGACGCGCUUCGCGUGGAAGACCUUUGCCAAGUGGCAGCAGCGGCGAGGCGAUACCGAGGAGGACCGCAAGGAGAAGGAGAAGCUGUUCUUGUUCAUGAAGGCCUUUCGCGAAACUUUCUCUCGGCCCGUGACCCGCAUCAAGUUCAUGGGUCUGUUUGACACCGUCAACAGUGUGCCGAGUUUCGAGUCCGCCUGGAUGCAACGGAGUAAAUUCCCUUACACUGCGCGCAGUUCUGCCAGGGUCAUUCGACACGCUGUUGGUAUUGACGAGCGUCGCGCCAAGUUCCGCCAGGAUUUGAUCUCUGGCGCGAAGCCCCAGGCCAAGAAAUCAAAAUCUAGACACGCUUGGGGAAACUUGCAGCACCAUUUGCACCUUGAAAAAAGUCAUGAGGACCUGCCGGCCAUUGUCGUGAAUGAUGGCACCAACGGAGCAAGCCAAGCAACGCCUGACCAGCGCAACCACAACGGAUCCACAUCGAUGCGUCGUUCAUCAUACAACUCGCAUGCGGCGAGUAGCCCGAACAACAACGCAGACCAUCGGUACCGUGCGCCCGCUACGUAUCUCAAGCCCAGGCCCAACCUCGCCAUCCCAACGGUGGCGUCCGCAGAGGAUCUCGCGUCGGUCAAGAGUGGGCAGUCGGGGUUGUCGUUGCAAAUACCCAUCGAAGAUGAUCAAGAGCAGGAUAUUCAGGAAGUGUGGUUCCCGGGUUGUCACGCCGAUAUUGGCGGUGGUUGGAAACUGGAAAAAGACGAGAAGUGGCCUCUGAGUCACCCACCACUGGUCUGGAUGGUACAAGAGGCCUGGCGCGCAGGGCUCCAGCUCGACCCCCGCAAGGUUAAGCAAUUUGAAUGCAUGGAAGAGUUUGAUGGGGAGUUCUCGCCCAUACGCGAGAACGGUUGGAACGAGGACACCGAAAACGGUGACGCAGGAGUCAAAUUGGCCGGGCCAUGCGGCGAUGAGAAGGAACGCUCGCCCUCGAGUCGGGAUUUUCACGCCGCGCUGCACCUGGGCAGCACCAAGGGUUGGAUACAUGACUGUCUGUCGUUUGGCAAUGGUUUACCCGCUGCCUCUGUUAUAAUCUGGCGAUUGAUGGAAUAUCUCCCCUUCCGACGAAUGGACCUGCAACCGGAUGGAUCUUGGAAGCCCAUCAGAUGGCCUCUCCCCUGUGGUGAAGUGCGAGAUAUCCCCUUGGAUGCGCAGGUUCAUGUCUCUGUCAUUCGUCGUAUGGAGGCCAAUCCCGACUACCGGCCUGGUAAUUUGAUUGUCGGAGGUGGAGGUCGUGGUGUUAGGAAGGCACCAGAAGAAUAUGGAAUGGGAGACUGGGUUGUCAAGGACCAUGAAGGCGAUCCAGUCCGACAAGUGUAUGUCCGAAAAAGCGUGUCCAAGUGCCAGGAGAAUCACCAGUGA